AGGACAUAACAGUCCAGUAGCGAUCGCGCCGGUCAGUCCGUGGUCCCCGCGCGAGUCGUCAACACACUAGCGCGCGCAAAUCCGAUCCGCCAUGUUGUUUUAUUUGACAGCCGUUUUGUUACUGGCCAGUGCGCAGGCUAAAUUCUACAAAGAUUGUGGAUCAAAACUAGCGACAGUAGAGUCGGUGGGCGUGAGCGGCUGCGCGGAGAACGCCAAGGAGUGCGUGCUGAAGAGGAACAGCAAUGCCACCAUCAGCAUCGACUUCACACCUUCGACGGAGGUGAAGAGCGUGGAGGCGGUGGUGCACGGCAUCAUCAUGAGCCUGCCGGUGCCCUUCCCGCUGCCGCAGCCCGACGCCUGCAAGGACAGCGGGAUCAGCUGCCCUGCCCCGUCCGGCACUAAAGUCAGCUACCGAGCCACGUUGCCGGUGCUCAAGUCCUACCCGAAGGUCACGGUGGAGGUCAAGUGGGAGCUGAAGACAGAAGACGGAGAAGACCUGGUCUGCAUCCUUAUACCGGCCAAGAUCAACUAGGCACAGACCUAUACUUACUUCGAUGCAUCCUGAAUAUCACCACUAGGAGUUUUUUAAUACAUAAACACAUUUUGACAUCAUGAUUUGCUGAACCAGCAGUGAAAAUUAGUUAAUUUUCUGGGGCGAGGCACGAUUUUGUGUCCUGUUUGCUCUUUUAAUAAGGUCGAUAGAUAGAUAUCAUUUGCACUGGACGUGACGUCAAAGUAUAGUGUUUUUGUAAGAUCCUCACUCUUUCUCUCAUCUUCAAACUU
This is a messenger RNA of Plutella xylostella (diamondback moth), 783 nucleotides long. RefSeq names its product Niemann-Pick type C-2a. Gene Ontology annotation, biological process: intracellular cholesterol transport. NCBI's taxonomy places the organism in Eukaryota, Metazoa, Arthropoda, Insecta, Lepidoptera, Plutellidae. The record is from RefSeq and is a predicted model, not a curated record. Gene Ontology annotation, molecular function: sterol binding.